This is a messenger RNA of Chondrus crispus (carragheen), 1665 nucleotides long. RefSeq lists its product as hypothetical. The transcript has a single exon. Gene Ontology annotation, cellular component: Golgi cisterna membrane. Lineage: Eukaryota; Rhodophyta; Florideophyceae; Gigartinales; Gigartinaceae. The record is from RefSeq and is a predicted model, not a curated record. The coding region runs from base 1 to 1665 and encodes 554 amino acids. Gene Ontology annotation, molecular function: acetylgalactosaminyltransferase activity.
AUGAAACACCCGUCACAACCACGCCGCUUCUCCCGCCCCGCCCCGCACCCGCCCGCAACCUCCACCGUCUUCGCCCCGUUCCCGCCGUCCGCGUCGCGCCGCAAGUCCUUCCGCCCCAUGCCGUCCUCGCAGCACUCGCCGGCCCUCAUCAAGCGCCUCCCGCUGUCGCGCCAGUCGCUGGUCUUCCUCCUCCUGGCCGCCUCGCUCGCCUUCCUCUUCGUCCUCACCGCCCAGACGGGCGACACCCUGGCCCCGGACGGGCUCACGCGCUACACCCACGCCGCCGCACACUUCCGCAAGCAGCUCGACCCUGCCGCCCUGCCCCAGUACUACCGCGAGCGCUCCGAGAUCAUCGACAAGGAGCACCCGCUCAACCGCCCGGACGAGCGCGAGUACGUCAUCGUCGACGACGUCUCCGACCCCUUCUUUCAGAAAUGCAUGGUCGACCCAGAUCACGCCGUGAUGCACCAGAGCCUCCGCCGCGGCCCGGAUCAGAAGGAGAUCGACGGCCGCAAGAGCGCCAAGCAGCCGCGUGACUUUGAGGACACCUUCGCCACCAUCGAUCGCAAGCGAUACUUGUUCCACCCCGACCGCCCCGCCGUGCAGACCGUGGAUUCCUUGGGCGCGGGGCUGGACAAGCAGCUGGAGGAUGCUGUCACCGUGGCGACAGCUGUCGUAGAGAAGGAUGCUGGUGGCGUGCUCAAGGACGUCGAAGUCCCCAUCUCCUACAUUCGUACCACCCGCCGCGACGGCACACAGAUCAUUCUUAACAUUGGAGGCUCCAUUAACAAGACGGAGACGGGCCAGGUCAGCCGUGCCCGGAGAGUCGUCACCGUCAGCAGCGGCUACGGCCGGCCGUGCGAAGUCUCGUUCACGAGGCCGAGGGAGAUGGUCAAAAUUCAUGUGCUGCUUGCCUAUUCUAACCGCCCGCAUCGCUUGGCCGCAUUUCUCAACAUGUUUGCUGACUACUUCAAGGCAGCCAAGACGGAUCUCGUCAAGGUAGUCGUGUCCACCACCAAGGAAGAGAAGAGCUUUGUCGCCAAGGCGGCAAAGGAGCGCUCGGAGCUCACGGCGGAACGCUUUGCGAUUAUCACGUCGAAUGGGGACGAAUUGGGCAACUUUUCGAGGGCCGUCGCCAUGCGCGAGGCCGCCAAGACAGUCCCCGAAGAUGACGUCAUCUUCAUGUCUGACGCUGACCUGUCUAUUGGCGGUAACUUUUUGCAAAAUUGUCGCGUCAAUAUCGUUAAAGGAUACCAGGUGUGGUUCCCGAUCAUGUUUUCGCUAUACCCAUACGGUAAAUCGUUGUCGAGCAAGGACGGGUUGUGGCGGCGGAGCAGCUAUGGAAUGGCGUGCAUGUACAAAGGGGAUUUUAGUAAGGUUGGCGGGUUUGGCGGCAAUGAGGAAACCGACUUCACAGGGUGGGGCUCGGAAGACGUGUUUAUAUACAACCAAUUCCGGGACAAUGAAAAGUACGCAGUGCUGCGUACGCUGGAGCCCGGGUUGCAGCACAACUGGCACGGAAAAGAUUGCGAACGAAAUGAGCACUACGAAAAUUGCAUGCGGACCGUAUACAUGACGAUUGGAAGCCAGGACGCAAUUGCAAAGCUCAUGUCGGAGAAGAAUGUAGAUGUGUCUUCGCUGACAAAGGAUGCCAAGCCAGUCUAA